GUCUGGCACAGGUGGAAGCAGACAGUCCGGAAGCGAGAUGCUCCUCCUCGUCACAAAGAUGGUGUCUUCCUCGUCGUAAUGUCAGAUAAACACAAAGGAACGAGCAGACAGACACAACAUGACACAGCGACGAGAUGAAAUGUUUGAUCGUUAAAAGUCUGGCGGCUGUGAAAGGAUUGAUAAACUGCCUCUGAAGGCGGACACGAUGCACGCCUUCAGAGCCGACGGAGGCUCUUAUACGGAUAAUCUCAUCGGGACUUUACUUGCUAUUUUUGGAAAUCUGCUCGUCAGCAUCUCCUUAUGUAUUCAGAAAUACAGCCAUGUGACGUUAGCAGGAACCAAGGACACGCGUGCCUUCUACCGCACUAAAACCUGGUGGUGUGGUUUUGUACUGACCUGCCUUGGAGAGGGAGCCAACUUUGUUUCUUACGCCUUCGCCCCCCUCGCUCUCGUAGCACCUCUGAAUGCUGUGUCUAUGCUCACCAGCUCAAUUCUGGGCCUCAUUUUUCUGCGUGAGAAAUCCAGGCUAAAAGACUUUGCACGGCGCUAUGGGCUGUCCUUCCUGGGCUGUAUCCUAACCAUAGGAGGAACAUACCUCUCUGUAGCAUUCGGACCAAACUCCCAUGAAAAGCUCAAAGCAGAGAACAUAGUGAGGCAUCUGGUGGGAUGGCCUGUUCUCUUGUAUCUGCUCCUGGAGAUCAUCACGUUCUGCCUGCUUUUAUACUUUUACAAACAGCGCCGCUCUAACUACCUCGUCAUUAUUCUGCUUUUGGUCGCUCUACUGGGAUCUGUCACGGUCAUUACAGUGAAGGCGGUUUCAGGCAUGUUGGUUCUCACCAUCGAGGGCACCAUGCAGCUUGACUACCCGAUCUUUUCUGUCAUGUUUGUGUGCAUGGUGGCUUCAGUGGUCUUCCAAGCAAGGUUUCUUUCCCAAGCUUGUCAUCUAUACGACUCCUCUCUGAUUGCCAGCUUUAACUACAUCCUCUCCACCAUCUUUGCUGUGGUAGCUGGAGCUGUGUUUUACUUAGAGUUUAAUAAUGAAGACGCCCUUCACAUCUGCAUGUUUUUGUUGGGAGUUGCUUUAUGUUUCCUGGGGGUCUUUCUCAUCACCAAAAACAGGAAAAAGACUAAGACCUUUGAGCCGUAUGUCACUAUGGAUAUGGCCAAUGGUGUCCCAACUAUUCAUGACAAAGGCCUGGUGGAUUUCAAUGGUUCUUUCUCUUAUGGAGCUCUGGUCAACAACGACGGAGUGGCUCCUGCUACUCUACCAGUAAACCAGGAACAACCACCAGUCAUUUCUAGAUCCACUGAUGGUGUGUCUGACCUAAAGAAAGAUUAAAACCGAGUAUUUCUAUUGUUUUUUUUUUCUCUCUUUUUACACUUUCCAAGGACAUUGAAAUGCCAAAAUGGGUAUGUUCUGAUUUUUUUUUUUUCCCCCCUCAUGUAUACACAAGACCAACCUCUGGCCCAGUAGUGGGUGUCCACUGGGUGUUAAGAUGUUCUGUCACUUUGCCUUACACUCCUCUCCACAAGUUUUUCUUUACGAAACCAAAAGAUGACCUUGAGAAGCAUUCCCUUUUCUGAGAAGAUGUCAGCUGUAUUCAUUCCAAAAAUGAACUGAAACAACCUGAAGCUGCUGAGUGCAGCGGUGCACUUCAGAAAUAUGACAGCAGAGACGGUGUUGUGCCUUGAAGCUUACUGCCUGUACUCUGUGUUAGUGUUGAGAUGUGAGGAUUUACUUCCAUGACUGUUAAGCAGUUUUGUUCCCAUUCACUCAUUAAUGGGAACAAACAGUGUUCUUCCAUUGAGUUACUUCUCAAAUACCAACAAUGUUGGAUAAUGUAGCUGCGGACUGUUUCAGAAGACUUGCCAAUGAACAUUUUAAUUUAAAAUACCUGCCUUAUAUGAGCAGGUUUCACUCCAUUUUUCUGCCUAUUAUUAUCUGUUUCAUCGUAUUAUUGCUCUUCCUGACGUGACCAAACAAUAGGUACAAUUGUUUUAAUUUAUUGUAAUGUAUUUAUAUAGUUUUAGUGUGCCUUAUAAAGUAGCAGUACACUGGAUAAAAUACUGUAAGGUAGCACGUAACACGGGUAGAUAGAUGAUUGAUUCACUAUAGCAGUUUAGUUAUCAAGAUUGGAUUUGAUUGGAAUAAUAAUAAAACAAAACAUUGAAAGGUAGUAAUCAAUAAACAAACAAUAAGAAAGUCUAGAUUUAGUUUCUGGCUAAAAUCAUUAAUCGGCAUGGUUGCUCAAUUAACCUGAUGUUAACCUGGAAGUUUAUAAUAUAAAAAAGUAUUCAGCUAGUGUUGCUAAAUUAACUUCAACUAAAUGAAAUGUUUAAAAUUAUUCAAGUGUAGCCUUUAUGUCAAAUAUUUACAAGCUGAAUAAUAAUGCAACAAUGAGCGAAAUGGCACUUAAGCAAUCUAUGAUACUAAACAUGUUCCACUCCUUAACAAUACUCCACAAUAAAUAAACAAAUAGUGGCAUAAAUUGAUCUCUCAACCAUUAUGUGGCGAUGUAUUUCUACAGUGUUAAUAAAGCAGUCUCCCCACAGUG
Molecule: messenger RNA, 2555 nt
Organism: Larimichthys crocea (large yellow croaker)
Lineage: Eukaryota; Metazoa; Chordata; Actinopteri; Sciaenidae
Gene: nipal3
Product: NIPA like domain containing 3
Exons: 11
Coding region: 206-1339 (377 amino acids)
Biological process (GO): magnesium ion transport
Cellular component (GO): membrane
Molecular function (GO): magnesium ion transmembrane transporter activity
Source: RefSeq, a predicted model, not a curated record